UGCUCGAAAUUGUUUUUAUAAAUCAAUCUUGUUAUCUAUUUGGCAUUUGCAAUGAAUUUUAAUUUAAAAAUAUUUUUAAAUUUAUGAAAAUUGGGAUUUUAAAAUAUCUAUAAAGUUCAAAAGUCUGAAGAUGACUUCGAGAAAUUUAACCGAAGUUUUUGUAAUAAUGCGUAAUAACGCUAUAAAAAAUAGACAUUUGUACAAUGAUGAUAGAGGAAGUGCAGAUUCUGAAAAACUAUUAAAAAGGUCUAUACAUGAUGCCGAAGAAGGCUUAGAAUUACAAGACGAUUGUGUUUCGCCACCAGUAUGGUUAGACAAACUUGAAGAAGCUCAAUAUACAAUGUCUAAAAUCAAACCGAAGUUAGAUGUGUUAGGUUCACUUCAUGUAAGACAUCUAUUAAGACCAAAUACAUUUGAUGAAACCAAUGAAGAAGAAGAUAUAGAUGAUCUAAGCCAAGAAAUUUCUAAGCUAAUAGCAUCAACACAUCGUCACAUUCAGUGUAUAAGAUCAAGCUUGGGAUGUGGAAAUAAAACAGAACAACAGCUUACACAAAAUGUUGUAACUUAUCUCUUGUUAUCCUUACAAGAUUUGACGAUAAAAUAUAGGAAUGGGCAGAACCAAUACUUAAAUCAAUUAAACUCACGAGAAGAGAGAUCUAAAAAAUUUUUUGAACCUACAGAUUUUACAACAAUUGACUUGAAUGAAACAGACGAAAAACAAAAUAAUGUUGAAACUUUUGAUAAUUUUCUGCAACCUAAAUCUAAUAAUGCAGAAAAUUAUUACGAUGAAGAAAACUUGGAUGAUCAAUUCCAAAAACCAGUGUCUGCAAAAAUGACACAGCAACAGCUAUUACUUUUUGAAGAAGAGAAUACAAAAUUAGCUGAGCACAGAGAAAUGGAAGUCAACAAAAUAGUUAAAUCGAUUGUUGAUUUAAAUGACAUAUUUAAGGAUCUAUCACACAUGGUCCAAGAACAAGGAACGGUUUUAGAUAGAAUUGACUAUAAUGUAGAGCAAACACAAGUAAGAGUCUUUGCCGGACUUAAACAAUUACAGAAAGCUGAAAUGUACCAAAGGAAAAAUAGAAAAAUAAUGGCAAUAAUGAUUUUAUCUGGAAUCACAUUGUUCAUGACGGUUUUGUUAGUUUUUACAAAGUUAUAAAUAACUAAUUUUGAUUAUGUAUUUUUAGAGCAUUUAAAUACCAUACAUAUAUUAUAUUUAUUGUAUCAUUAUUCUAUUUAUUGUAAAUUUGUCUGUCUAUACUAAAAUACACUCCAACCAUAUUUAAAAU
Molecule: messenger RNA, 1289 nt
Organism: Condylostylus longicornis
Lineage: Eukaryota; Metazoa; Arthropoda; Insecta; Diptera; Dolichopodidae
Gene: Syx16
Product: syntaxin-16
Exons: 3
Coding region: 131-1159 (342 amino acids)
Biological process (GO): vesicle-mediated transport; intracellular protein transport; vesicle fusion
Cellular component (GO): membrane; endomembrane system; SNARE complex
Molecular function (GO): SNARE binding; SNAP receptor activity
Source: RefSeq, a predicted model, not a curated record